GCUUUGCUUAUCCUCUCAUUCCUCUUUAUCGUUUUCAGUUCCAUCUUCCAAACCAAAUGGGGGCGAAAAUCUCUUCCCUUUCCUCCUGGUCCCAGACCCCUCCCCCUCAUUGGAAAUGCCGCUGAUGUACCUACAACGAUGAUGGGCCAGCGAUUCAAGGAGAUGAAUGACAAGUACGGUGAUGUCGUUUAUCUCUACGCCUUCGGUCAACCGAUGAUCAUCAUUGGCUCCCAUGAAGCGGCAUCCGAGCUUCUGGAUAAGCGUUCCGCAAUCUAUUCUGACAGACAGCCAUCGGCAAUGAGGGAACUUGCUGGAUGGGAGUGGACGUUCGUGCUCAUGCCCUAUGGUCUGCCUUGGCGCCGCAGAAGGAAGGAGAUGCAUCAAUUCUUCAAUCCAACUGCCGUCUCCCAGUAUCAGCCUUUGCAACAGCGCGAAGCCCUGAACUUUCUCAAGAAGCUUCUCGAAAAACCAGAUACCUUCCUCUAUCAAGUCCGCCAUUCCUUCGCGUCAACCAGCAUGCGCAUCUCCUAUGGUAUCGAAGUAGUCGAUGAGCAGGACCCGUACGUGGCAGCUGUCGAGAGAGGCGUAGCAUCAUUCAACGAGGCAUUCGUCCCUGGGGCAUUCCUUGUGGAGACCUUUCCGGUCCUCAAGAAACUCCCCGAUUGGUUUCCCGGUGCAGGUUUCAAGCGCACUGCCGCGGCCUGGAAGAAGAUUGCGCACAACAUGCGUGACGCUCCUUUUGAGAAGAUGAUGAAAUCUUGGAUGACGGGGGAAGCAGAAUCGUCCAUUGCGACCACGCUGAUGCAGACUGCCCUGGAUAAGACUGACAUAGACAUUGCAGAACAACAGAUGGUUGCUCGGGACGUAUCCGCCGUUGUGUAUGCCGCCGGUGCUGAUACGACGAUGUCGACUGUUCAAAUAUUCUUCAUGGCGAUGGCAUGCUACCCAGAAGUCCAAGUAAAAGCCCGUGCCGAGCUCGACGCCGUCGUCGGGUCUGACCGCCUUCCUACCUUCGAGGACCACAAGUCGCUUCCCUACAUCACUGCUAUUGCGAAGGAGUCCAUGCGAUGGCAAUCUGUGGUCCCACUCGGCAUUCCUCAUCGUUCGCUUGAGGAUGACGAGUUCAGGGGCUACUUCAUCCCCAAGGGGUCCGCCGUCAUUGCAAACUUAUAUGCAUUCUCGCGCGACGAACGUGUCUAUCCAAAUCCAGAGUCCUUCAAUCCAGAACGCUUUCUCAAAAACGGCAAGAUCAAUACGGAGGUCAGAGACCCCAACACGUUCGUAUUUGGAUAUGGACGUAGGAUCUGUCCUGGGAGGCACUUCGCGGAGGCUUCUCUCUUUAUCAUGAUAGCAUCGGUCCUCCAUACGCUUACCAUCGACCAAGCGGUGGAUCAACACGGGGAAUCCAUCGCUCCGGAGGCGAAGAUGACCUACGGAGUGUUAUCGUAUCCCGUGCCCUUCCCUUGCAGUAUCAAGCCCCGCUCUGCCGAUCAUGCAGCUCUGAUCCACACUAGCCUCGCUCACUCUGAUUGAAUUAUAAA
Molecule: messenger RNA, 1541 nt
Organism: Dichomitus squalens LYAD-421 SS1
Lineage: Eukaryota; Fungi; Basidiomycota; Agaricomycetes; Polyporales; Polyporaceae
Product: cytochrome P450
Exons: 9
Coding region: 139-1533 (464 amino acids)
Molecular function (GO): iron ion binding; heme binding; monooxygenase activity
Source: RefSeq, a predicted model, not a curated record